AUGUCUUUUUCUUUUUACGAUGAAUAAUAUGGUGAGUCUACAUAGAACAGAAUUUAAAAAUCUUAAAAAAUUUAAGUAGGAAGAUGUAUUUAAAAUUAUGACAAUAGUAUUCUAUAUGGAAUCAGCUCUAUUAAUAAGGCAAAUAAAGAGUAUGACCACAUUAUUGAUAACGAUAAGGAAAAAGAUGGUAAUUUAAUGAAAAAAUAAGAUGAUUUGAGAUUAGGAGAAAAAAAGAGAUAAUAAUGGCUUUUAGAUAUUAUACCUUCCAAAGUUUAUUCAUCGUCUAAAUUAGAAUUAUCUAACAUUCAGUAUGAAAGUUGCUUAGAUAAAAAGCUAGACUAAAGCUUAGAUGAAAGUAGAAUUAUUGAAUAAAUACAAGAAGGUACUCCUGAAACUUUUACUAAUACUUAUACAGUUCAAGAUUAAACUCAUUUUAUACAGAGACAAUAAAUGAAUUAAAGCUUUUAAACAGAAAAUUAAGACAUUCUUAGUUUGAAUUCUUAGUUUAGUGGAAUGAGAAAACCUACCUUCAAGAAUUCUGCUAAAAUGUCAUAGUUUUAAAAUAAUUAAACUUUAAAAAAAAAACAGAGCUAUAGACAAAAAUUUGGCAGUUAAAAUUAAGAAGAAGAUAAAGACUAAGAAAGAAAGAGUGAGUUAAAGAUUAGAAAUAAAAGAACUUCUCACGAGGUGUGGCUCUAAGGGUUUUUUAUUAUUUUGAUAUUUGUAAAUCGUUUUAUAUUUAAAAGCAAAAAGAAGUUAAUCUUUUUUAAACCCUAGAUGCUAAAACAAAACUAACUUCAAGCAAUAAACGAUAUAGCUUCAAGUUAUAAGAGUAAAAAAGAAGAUUAAGCUAAAUAAGAAAAAAUAUUUCCAAGGUCGAGGUGGAUUUUUAGAAAAAUGAGAAUUUAAUACUUAAUUUUUAGGAAAAAAAUGAAAAAGUGUAUCAUACCUAUAAAUUAGUGUUUAUAAAAGUUAAAGAGCUUCAUAAUAAAGUUACUUCAUCCUAUACCAGUGAUUCUUCCAUUCUAUAAAAUAUCUUUAAUUUGGGAUUUAAUCUCUAUAUUAUUCAUCUAAAUAAAUAGCUUUAUUAUUCCUUUUGAGAUAGCAUUCCUCAAUGGCGAUACAUUUGACGAAAAUUUAAAGAUAGUUAGCAUGAUUAUUUUUUUUAUCAAUUUUUUUAUGGUCUUAAAUACAGCUUAUUAUGAAAAUGGAAUUUUAUAAAAGAAUAGAAUUAAUAUUCUGAUCAACUUCACAAACAAGCAUUUAAUAAUUGAGUUUUUAGCUUUCAUAUGUCUUUAUUAUAAUCCUUUUGGCAUAGCUUUACUGAGAAUUUUAUUUUUGAUCAAAUUUUUUUAAUUUUAUGAAACUGUAUAAAAUCUUAUAGAGUCUCUCUAAUUAUCAGAUAAAUAUUACUUUUUAAUUCACUUGGUUACACUUCUUUUUGAGAUUAUUUUUCUUUGUCAUAUAUUUGCUUGCACUUGGUAUGGUAUUGGUUAAUUUUAGCUAAAUUAGAAUAUGUUUCCUAAUUGGAUUGAUUCGUAUGGAAUUAAUAAUCUAGUCAUAGGUUCUAGAUAUGUCCAGUCAGUUUAUUUUGCAAUAGUGACAGUAGGUACUAUUGGAUAUGGAGACAUAAAUCCGAAAAGCGAUAUUGAAAAAAUCUUUAUAUCAACUAUGACCUUACUAUCAUGUGGUGUUUUUGCUUAUAUAAUAAGUAAUAUACAGGAUGUUUACAGAGAUUAUAACAAAAAGAAAGAAAGGUUUUUGGUUAAUUUAACUGAAUUAAAUAAAUACAUGUUUACUAGAGACGUAAAUCCUAAUUUACAACAGAUGGCUAGAAAAUAUUUAGAGUAUGUCCAUAAAUAAGAUUUUAAAAGAGGAGAAGUGCCUAAUUAAACUUUAAACUCUCUAAGUAAAUUCUUAAGAGAAGAAAUUUGUGAAGAGAUAUUCUCUAGAUCCUUAGGAAACAUACAAAUAUUUUAAAAAUUCAGUCCUUAAAUAUAAAAAGCUCUAGCAUCUAAAAUGAAGGAGACAAUUUAUGGGCCUGAUGAAAUGAUUUUAAAGAAAGGAUAAUUUUCUACUCCUGCUUUAUACUAUAUUUUUAAAGGCAAAGUGGAAGUCACUAUUGAGCAAGGGAAUAAAAUAUGUUAAGAUUUUAAUAAUUUAACUUAAUAGUAGUCAUUCUUUUAGUUAAAUGAAAAAAGUACGUUUGGAUAAGCUGAAUUCUUUUCGUAAUCUCAUGAAACUUCUCUGAAUGUGAAAAGUUUAAACAUAACCACUGUACAUAUUUUAUACCUAAAUGAUUUUCAAGAAACAAUUAAGCAUUAUGUUAAUGAUAAAGAAAUAUAUUAAGAAUUAAAAGAUAAGUUAAAUAAUUAUCAAGACUAUUCAAGUAGUGGAAUUUUUUGCUAUUCUUGUAAAAGUAGUGACCAUGUAAUUAGUGAUUGUCCUAUUUUCUUUUAUAAACCAAAUAAGUAGAGAGUGGUAAAUUAAUAUCUCAAAGUUUACGACCAAGCAAAGAAGUAGAUUGAAAGGUCUUGUUAAAGAUUUAGUUUAAAUGCAUUAGCCUUUUAAUAUGAUAUAGAAGAAGAUUGCAAAUAUUUUAGAGAAAUUAACUUCAAUCAACAUGAAAGUGAUAUAGCUGAUUCUGUAAAUUAAAGUUAAGACACAUAAAAUUAAAUCCAAUACAAUUAUAGUAAUUCAUAAAGACUGAUUUACAAUUAAUAGAAAUCUGAUAUUGAUAAAAACUAAAAAGUAACUUUUUUUGAAGUAGAUCAGCAUGACAAGCAUAAUGAUAUAAAUUCAGAAAAACAAAAAGAAAUAAAUAAGGCAAGAUCUGAAUUAGAUUGGAAUAAUUAUCAUCAAAAUCAAAAUGCAGACAAUGUUUAUUGUAGUAGUAACUAUAAUUUAGAUGCUCCAAAAAUUGUAAUUGAAACUAUUUAAAAUAGCUAAAUUUUACCUUAGAUACAAUAAAACCAACAGCUCAAUGAGAGUUAAAUUUAAUAGCCACAAUAAUCAUAAUAGAAUUAGUAGUCAUCAUAGAUGUACUUAUAAGUAAGAAGUUAAAGAGAGGAAUUCAUAAAAAGAGUAUCACUGAGAAAUACAAGAUGUAAGAAUAAUUUAGCUAUCGAAAAAAAAAUAGAUGAAAAAUAGAUUGAUGGCAAAAAAUUAAGCAUCAUUCACUUGAAAGAAGGAUUAUAAUUAACUAAUAAUUCUAAAAACUCUUUAGCAAUUGACAUGAUUAAAAAAGUUUUAGAUCAGAUGCAAAAAAUAAACUCCAAAAAAGCCUUAAAAUUACAAGGAUGUGAAAUUGAUGAUUUUAUUGCAGAGUCAGUGAAGAAUUUUAAAUUUUAUAUGACGCACAAUAACAUUGUUUAAGUUAUUUAAUCUUACAACAAGUACUAUAGUUUAAAGAGCAAAAAAAAAAGAAGGAUCACUAUAUAUUAAUAAUGA
Molecule: messenger RNA, 3450 nt
Organism: Tetrahymena thermophila SB210
Lineage: Eukaryota; Ciliophora; Oligohymenophorea; Hymenostomatida; Tetrahymenidae
Product: cation channel family protein, putative
Exons: 3
Biological process (GO): monoatomic ion transport; transmembrane transport
Cellular component (GO): membrane
Molecular function (GO): monoatomic ion channel activity
Source: RefSeq, a predicted model, not a curated record